Gordionus sp. m RMFG-2023 is the source of this 1989-nucleotide messenger RNA. RefSeq lists its product as uncharacterized. The coding region runs from base 1 to 1989 and encodes 662 amino acids. Lineage: Eukaryota; Metazoa; Nematomorpha; Gordioida; Chordodea; Parachordodidae. The record is from RefSeq and is a predicted model, not a curated record. The transcript has 4 exons.
AUGGUUAAAAUUUCUAAACUUCAGAAAAUUGACAGUCUUAAUAUCAAAGGGGCCCUCAAACUCAUUUCAACCAAUGACACUCUGGCGGAAUCCAAUUUAGAUACCUUAAUUAAGCUUCGAUCAAAGCAUCCCACAACAACAUUUAUGCCAAUAUUGCCGGAACCCUACUCCCAUUGUGCAGCAGACUUCACACAGGAAGAAGUAAGGAAAGCAAUCCUAUCCUUUCAUCGGGAUUCGGCUCAUGGUCUAGAUGGGAUUAGACCAAUUUUUUUACAGGACAUUACCUCUCCUGUGAUCUACGUACCCAGCUUUAUUACCCCCUUACUCUUCGGUGCCAGACUCAUCGCACUCCAAAAACCAAACAAGGACAUUCGGCCCAUCGCCAUUGGUUCAACUUACCGUAGAUUGGUCGCUAAAUAUAUCGCAUCUAGAAUCAAACACGAUGCCGCACACAUUCUAAGCCCCUACCAACUGGGUGUAGGGAUACCGGGUGGGUGUGAAGCUGCUGUGCACUUAACAAGAAUUCACCUUAAAAAUAACCCAAAAAACGAAUCCCCAGUAAAAAUUGACUUCUCUAACGCCUACAACACUUUUUCGCGCAACACGUUCCUACAUUCAACUUGCUUCCAUUUCCCCGCUUACACUAAAUUUCUUUUCUCUUGCUACCAAUCACCAACAAUCUUACAAUUCAACAAAGAAAAGAUACUUUCUGUCGAGGGUAUCCAACAGGGUGACCCUCUCGGAUCCCUUCUCUUUAGUCUUGGAAUCAAUGACAUGAUAAAAUCAAUAAACUCUUCAUGUACUCUAUCGCUCCACGCUUGGUAUAUUGAUGAUGGAAUCUUGAGUGGUCCCUGUAGGGAAAUUGCCAAAGCAGUCAACAUAAUUAAAGAAAUGGGCACAGCCAUUGGACUUUCGCUUAACCAGAGCAAAUCUGAAUUCUCACAUUUAAAUUCUAAUGCUCCCAACACUCACGAUUUCAAAAUCACAUCAAGUGUUGAAUUAACACAUCUAGGAUCGCCUGUAGGAGGACACGAGGCAAUAAGCACCUUUCUUCAUUCCACACUUGACAAACUCCUUAAACUGGAGGACAUCUUUACACUUCUUCCAUCACACAAGAUUCUUUACGCACUUCGGUCAACACCAAUUUUUAAAUAUCCUAUUUCUCUCCAAACUUACGAAAAAGGAAUAAAGGAAUUAACCGAAAAAAUAGUAAAUAUCAGAUUCAACGAAACCGAUUGGGCCCAAGCAACUCUUCCAACCAAAUUUGGUGGUCUCGGCAUCAGAUCUCCACAUGACUUAGCAAUAAUUACUUUCAUAUCGAGUAGUCUCUUGACAAAGCCAAUAACCACCGUCCAUAAUUCUAAAGAAGACCUUUCCUUAAUCGUGGCUAUGGAUAUUUGGAAAACAAGGAUAAAUGCUGAUUCUCAUCCCCCCACAACCCAUAGACAGAAAGACUGGGAUACACCAGUGGUUGCUCGCUGCGUUGAAACUCUCUUAUCUAGCAUGCAAUCUACCGACCGCACCUUAUUCUCUUCCCUGCUCAAUGGUACGGGACAUGAGUUUCUUGAGGCCAUCCCAUCUACCAAUCUUCAGCUUCAACUAUCCAACAAUGAAUUUACCCACGCCAUCGGCAUUCGUCUAAAUUGUUCCAUCACUCACCCUCGCAUCUGCUCAGGGUGCAACUCGCCAGUUGACUCAAAGGGUAGAAAUAGUUUACAUUGUCGCUCCUGCAAUGGACGAUUCAUCAGACACAAGCAAUGUAAUACAAUCAUCCAACAUGCACUGAAAUCCGCUCAUUCCACUCUAGAAUCACAGGGUCUUUUUAUAUCUGACGGUAACGUCCUGACGAAAUUUCUCAAAUCCCAUAGAGGAGAGGCCAACUUUUGGUAUGGGACUAUUCCUGUAUUGACCCCUUGGCCCCAUCCAACCACGCCAUCAACAUCCUUGACCAGAAGGAACAACUUAAAACUUCUAAAUACACAGAAAUAA